Molecule: messenger RNA, 3726 nt
Organism: Didymodactylos carnosus
Lineage: Eukaryota; Metazoa; Rotifera; Eurotatoria; Philodinida; Philodinidae
Source: the annotation of a GenBank genome assembly
AUGAGAAUUCAUUCUCAAUGGUCAACAUGGUCACAAUGGAGUGAAUGUACACUCACAUGUAAUGAUGCAGGUCAACGUUUUCGUCGAAGAACAUGUCUGGGAACUAAUUGUGCCGGACAUUCAUUUGACUAUGAACCGUGUAACAAUCGACCUUGUCCUUUACAGUUAAUACGUGCAAAAGGACGUCUAUUUGGUGAAAUUAACAAUAUUGAAUUUGGAUAUAGUCCAAAUGAAUUAUAUCUUCAUACGACACUAUCACAACAUGAGUCAAUUAUUCUGACAACUCUUGUUGGAAUAGAAUCAAAUUUUCGAGAAAUUUUACAAAAUUUAAUUUCAAUACUUUCACCAUUAUACUGGAAUUUAGCAAGAGAAGUUGAUAAUGGAAAAAAUUUUCUUUCAUUAUGUAAUGGAUAUUUUCGACGUGAUACAAAUGUUUAUUUUGAAAAUGGUGAUUUAUUAACGAUAUCUGAAAUAUCAAAAGGCAUUGAUAAUUAUAAUAAUCUCGAUUAUGAUAUUUUUAUUAAUGGAAAAUCACCUCAUGGAACAAAUACAAAUUUUAUUCAAUUUACACCCUAUAUAGAAACUAUUCUUAAUACUGGUCCUGAUUAUUGUUCAAAAAUGAAUAUAACAUCAACAUUUUAUUCUACUAAACAUCAGCAUCAUUAUGGUGAUGAUGAUGAACUUCAUCUAAUACUAAAUUUAUUUGAAAUAUUUUUAUUAGCAUUUAUUAUUUUUGAACAUACACUAUUGUUUAUAAUUACAUUUUCUUCUUCAUCAACACAACAACAAAACCAAGAACAACGGCAACAUCAAUUGCAAGAAAAUAAGUCAAAACUAAAAUCGACAACAUCUUUUCCUAUUUUUCUCUUACGUUCAUGUGUAAAUCGAAAUUGGAUUCGAGCAUUUUCAUUUUCAAAUAUAUUUCUAGCCAUUGUCUAUUUAACUAGUUUAAUAAUUAAACGAUAUAAUAAUAAUAAAUUAUUACAUUCUGGAUCUAUAACAUAUUUAUCAAUAUCUAUUACAUUAUUAACACAAAUAUUUCAAAAUUUUUUUACAUUUCAAAAUUUUAUAUUAUCUAUAUGUAUCGUACACUUUUUUUUCACACAUUGUAGACUAUAUUUAAGUCAAAUACAAACAGCACAACAUUUACCCUAUAGACCAAAACAAAUUAUAUUAAAUACUCAUAAAAAUAUAAUAUUAAUUGUCUCGGUAUCAUUAGCAUUAAUAUUUGGAUAUAAUUUUAUAUUUUAUAUGCCUAAACAUUCUUUAACCACUGCAUUAUUUCCAUUGUUAUUAAUUAAUGUUCUUAUUUUACCAUUAUUAAAUAUACUUGUUAUUUUAACGUGUAUUAUCGAUGUAUGUUUAGCAUUUUAUAUUAAAUGUAAAAAACGUCAACAAUGUCAAUAUCUUGAUAUUCGAACAUAUUUACAAUCAAAAACAUGUAUUAAAUGUUUUAAUCAUAUUUUACAAGAAUAUCCAACAGUUUUAGUUGAUAUUGAUCCAUAUUCAACAUUACAAUCAAAAUUUUUAGCUUCUGAUACAAAUAAUAAUAGAUCACCUAAUAGUACACGACAAUCAUUACAACAAUUAACACCACCAAGACAAUCUUCAAGUUAUGAAUAUUUACCAAUGACAGUAACACCAAAAACAAAUAUAUCAUCAAUUCCAACAUCCUAUGUUAAAUUAAAACCACGUACAUCUUAUCCAUUUCAAACUGAUAAACCUAUUAUUAAAAAUCGUUCACAUACUGAUUGUGAAAUAUUAUGUGAUACAAGUCAUACAACUACAAUUGAUAUUCAAAAAUCCACACAAAAUUAUUUAUCAUCAACAACACAAAUACCAUUGACAACAACAACAACGACCAGUCAUUCAUCAUCAUUAGCACCAUUAUUAACAAUUAAUAAAGAUCAAUUAUCAUGUAGACUAUGCUAUUAUUAUUUAACAAUAUUUACAUUAAAAUAUGCACUAUUAUGUUUACCAAUGAAUAUUCUCGAUAUGUGGCCAUAUAUUUUACAGUUAAAACGAUUAAUUUUUACCGGGAGUCAUCUUGAUCCAGUAACUGAACCAUCCACUGCUUCAUCGGUAUCAAUAUCUGAUGAUCAUAUUUAUACAUCAAUUUGUCGUUGUUUAUUUCUAUUAGCACGUCUCGGUGAUGGAUUAUUAUUAAUAAAAGUAACAUUUUCUAUUAUAAAUUAUUUACCGUGUUGGUGUCAAUUAAAUUGGUGUAAACAAAAUAAUGAUGAAUUAAAUGAAUCAAAUGAACAUUUAUCAUGUGAUGAAGAUUGUCCACCAUCAGAUUUAAUUCAUAAAAAACCAUCAAAUUAUCGUCAUCGACGUCGACAUUCACCACGUCGUUAUAAAAUUAAAAUUCGUUUUGAAUCUCUCUACAUUCCACAUGAACAAAAACUGACAUGGACAAUUGAAAAAGCUACUGUUGUUAAAAAUGAUCAACGAGAAAAAUGUCCAACAGGAUUUCAACGAGAUUAUCAACAAUAUUGUAAAGAUAUUGAUGAAUGUUCAUUAAAUUCACCAUGUUCACAUCGUUGUAUAAAUACAAUGGGUGGUUAUUACUGUUUAUGUCCCGAUGGUUUUGAAUUAGGUUAUGAUUUAAAAACGUGUUAUGAUAUUAAUGAAUGUGCAGUGAGAGAAAAGUAUUGUGAUCAAGAGAAAAAAGAUUGUUUUAAUACAUUUGGAUCUUUUAAAUGUUAUGACAAAUGUGAACGAGGAUUAAGAAGAGUAAAUGAUGAACAUUAUUGCGUGGAUAUCAAUGAGUGUGUAGAACUACCAAAUGUAUGCGAUCAAGUAUGUGAAAAUUUGUAUGGAUAUUACAGAUGUUCAUGUCAUCGUGGUUUUCAGUUAGUCGGUGGAUUGAGAUGUGAAGACUUGAAUGAAUGUGAUACUGGUUUACAUAACUGUCGAUCAAAUCAACAAUGUCACAAUCUUUAUGGAUCAUUUCAAUGUCUAGAAAAUUGUCAACCAGGUCUAAUGCGAUUGUCAGAUGGAACUUGUGCGCCAUUACCAACUGCACAUUUUUGUCCAUCAGGUUUCAUUUAUCAUAAUAAUAAUGGAACAUGUACAGAUGUUGACGAGUGUGUGAUAAAUAUGAAUCAAUGUCAACAGUCCGUGUGUGAAAAUCUACCAGGUUCAUACCGUUGCUAUUGUCCACUGGGCUAUAAACAAAAUACUAAAACUGGAAAAUGUCACGACGUCAAUGAAUGUGUCGAUUUUAAUAUUGAAUGUGGUCAAGAUAGAAUGUGUUUUAAUAAAUAUGGUGAAUAUGAAUGUGUCGAUAUACCGUGUCCAUCGCAUUAUGAGCGAACAAAUAUAACAGGACUGUGUAUUUUGAAAUGUUCAAAUGCAUGUGAAUUAUAUUCAUCAAAUAUUCAAUACAAAUUUAUUGCAUUGCCACGUAAUUUACCCGCUGGAGAAAAUAUUCUACAAAUUGAAUUGAACAAUGCGAUGAACAAUAUUGAAUACAAAAUUGUUAAACGUCUAGAACACUUACCUUUUACAUUAAAAACAAAAAAGUCCGAUAAAUCGACAUCAUUAACUACAACACAAAUGUUAAUCGAUAAAAUCGAUUAUGAAUUUGAAAUAACAGCAUCGCUCACAAAAAAUAGACAACAGCGUCGUCGAUCAAAUAGACGUUUUAUACGUAAACAUCAAAAAAUUCAACUUCAUACGACAUUUAUUAUACGUGUUAGUAUAUCAGAAUAUCAUUUUUAA